AUUCAUCUAUUCAUAGUAAUUAUGUAUAAAAAGAAAAAGAAAAAAAGCAUCUUUCCCUUAUUAUUUUUUUCUUAAUUUAUUAAUUUCUUUAAAAAUUACUACCACUUCUAAAACUAAAACAAAUAUGAGCCCUCAAAAUCUCUUUACCCCCAUCAAAGUUGGUAACAACUUACUUAAACAUCGUGUUGUUCUUAGUCCUUUAACUCGUUUCAGAGCAACUGCUGAAGCCGUGCCCACCAAACUUAUGGAAGAAUACUAUCAACAAAGAGCGAGUGAAGGUGGACUCUUGAUUGCUGAAGCUACAUUUAUCGAUCGUCUUGCGGGUGGCUAUCUCAACGUACCUGGUAUCUAUAACCGCAAACAAAUUGAAGGUUGGAAAAAAGUGACCUCGGCUGUUCAUAAAAACAAGGCCAGUAUUUUUCUUCAACUCUGGCAUUUAGGUCGUGUAGGAUCCAAGACCCUGAAUCCCAAUGGAGAACAAAUUGUUUCUGCCUCAGACAUUCCUAUCACGGGUACACCUUUGGUGCUUAAAGAAUAUGAAGUCCCUCGUGCACUGGAGAUUCAUGAAAUUAAAGAAAUUAUUGAGCAGUACCGACAAGCAGCUUUGAACGCGGUGAAGGAAGCUGGAUUUGAUGGUAUUGAAGUGCAUUCCGCAAGUGGAUUUCUUCCCGAUCAAUUCAUCAAUAAAAAUAGCAACAAGCGUACAGAUAGAUAUGGUGGAUCAAUCGAGAAUCGUAGUCGGUUUGUACUCGAGUUGAUAGAUGCACUUGUGGAUGCUGUGGGAGAAGAGCGUACGGCUAUUCGAUUUUCGCCUGAUAGUGAAUUUCAUGAUAUGCAGGAUGACACGACCUUGGAGACUUGGAGUUAUAUUACACAACAACUUCAAAAAAACCAUCCUCAAUUAGCUUACCUUCAUUUUGUUGAACCUCGUGGAAACUUUGUGGGAGAUACAAAUACGGUUUUUAAGGAUUCACUUCAACCUUACCGCGAUAUUUGGCAGGGUCCUUUUAUUGCAGCCUCUGGCUUUUCGACCACACGUGAUUAUGCCCUUGCCUAUGCUGAAAAGACCGGUAACUUGAUUUCAUUUGGUCGUGCGUUUAUUGCCAACCCUGAUCUUCCAGCCCGUUUGCAAAAUGGAUGGGAGUUAAAUCAAUAUGAUCGAAGCACAUUCUAUACUAAUGGAGCCGAAGGAUAUACAGAUUAUCCCUUCUACAACAGCAAAGAAUAGUUUUGUUUACUUCUGUCAAUUCAGACAUUUUUAGAUAUUUUUAGAUAUUUCUUUUCCCCCUUUUAUCAAAUUAAUAAAUAACAUAUAUUUCAUCACUUUCUUUUAA
Mucor mucedo is the source of this 1334-nucleotide messenger RNA. RefSeq lists its product as uncharacterized. The transcript has a single exon. Bases 125 to 1228 code for a protein of 367 amino acids. NCBI's taxonomy places the organism in Eukaryota, Fungi, Mucoromycota, Mucoromycetes, Mucorales, Mucoraceae. Gene Ontology annotation, molecular function: oxidoreductase activity; FMN binding. The record is from RefSeq and is a predicted model, not a curated record.